Molecule: messenger RNA, 1925 nt
Organism: Patiria miniata (bat star)
Lineage: Eukaryota; Metazoa; Echinodermata; Asteroidea; Valvatida; Asterinidae
Product: TBC1 domain family member 22B-like
Exons: 11
Coding region: 151-1719 (522 amino acids)
Biological process (GO): activation of GTPase activity
Molecular function (GO): GTPase activator activity
Source: RefSeq, a predicted model, not a curated record
UCAUUGAAAUGUUGACGUCAACACUUCCAAUAUGGCAGCCGUGUAGUGUGUGUACAUUUCCGUGUUUCACUUGAUUGCUGAACAAUUUCCGACGCGUUCCUUCCUCCUCCGUGCCCUAUUCUUGCCGUAUAAAUUGGCCAAUUUGACGCAAUGGCAUCUGCCAAUGAAAACGUGCGAGUUCCAACGGGCGUAAGUUCGGGAUUUGGCAGUAAAGGGACGGGGAAAAAAGCCACGCACUGGAAGAAAAACUCGGAGCGCCUGCCCGGAAGCAUUAAACCUGUGUACAGUGCCAAGUAUCCACCCAGUGAAAUUCUGAACCAGACACAAAUGAGGGACCAGACUGGGGUCAAACCCCGCCCCAAACAAAAGGAUGCUUUCGCCGCCUUUGACAGCAAGACCAGUGACGCCUGGGAAGUAAACGACGAGGAACUGUUGAUGCUGAAAGCCAGACAGCUGUCCCUGGAGAAGCAGAGGAGUGAGCAGGCCGAGAGGGCCGCUCAGCAGGCGCAGAUGCUGGAGGCCAGAAUCAGGUCCGAAGACACUGAGUUGGGGUCGCCCAGCAGAGAUGUGUCAGAACGGAGAGAAGAUCCUCAGGAAACCCCUCCACCCUCCCCCUCAUUGCGGUCCGGCGUUCCAGGCCUCGCAGUUAGGCAGAACUCGGACCUGGAGCCUCCUGUUCCUUCCUCCCCCAUCCGAACCAGCCCCAUGCCCAUGCCCGACAGGGAAGUCGGCAAACUGGCCAAGUUUAAGCAGCUACUGAGUGGCCUUAAUACAGAACUAGAUGACCUUAGAAAGCUUAGCUGGUCAGGAAUUUCAGGGGCGGUCCGUCCAACAGCCUGGAAACUUCUAUUGGGUUAUUUACCGGCCAACACGGACCGACGGGAACUUACAUUAGAGCGGAAACAAGAGGAAUAUUUUGGUUUUGUAGAUCAGUACUACGGCACGAGGACUGAUUCAUUACACAAAGAUAUGUUUAGGCAGAUUCACAUAGACAUCCCUAGAACCAACCCCCUAGUACCACUGUUUCAACAACCAAAAGUUCAAGAGAUUUUUGAACGAAUAUUGUACAUCUGGGCGAUCCGGCAUCCAGCCAGUGGUUAUGUCCAAGGCAUCAACGAUCUAGUUACUCCCUUCUUUGUAGUAUUCCUUACCGAACAUACAGCUGAAAAUGUAGAUGUUACAGAUAACUUGGACAUCACGACGUUACCGACAGACAAGAUACGCAAGGUGGAAGCAGACACGUUCUGGUGCAUGAGCAAGCUGCUGGACGGCAUCCAGGACAACUACACCUUUGCCCAGCCGGGCAUUCAGGCCAAAAUCAACUCACUCAAAGAACUCGUGCAAAGAGUCAACGCUCCCCUACACCACCAUCUACUCAGCCACCAAGUAGAGUAUCUUCAGUUUGCCUUCCGAUGGAUGAACAACUUGCUGAUGAGGGAACUGCCGUUGAAAGGAACAAUACGCCUCUGGGACACGUACAUGAGCGAGCCUGAGGGUUUUGCCGUGUUCCAUCUCUACGUCUGUGCUGCCUUCCUUAUCAAGUUUGCUGACGCCGCCAUGAAAGAGAAAGACUUCCAGGGUAUCAUGCUGUUGCUUCAAAACCUACCAACAGCCAGCUGGACCAACCAAGACAUCAGCCUGCUACUAGCCGAAGCUUAUAGCCUCAAAUACAUGUUUGCAGACGCACCCCGGCACUUGAGCCAACAGGCCAAGAAAUGAGAUCGGUCAGCCGUAGCCCUCAGCCCAUCCACCGAGACACGAGCCAAGGUACGGUGUACCAGCAACUGCUCACAGACGGACAUAGAACUACACAAGUUUACCCGUUAGGGCGGGGGCCCAAUUUCAUAGCACUGCUUAACAGUUAGCAGAAAAGUUGUGCUUAGCAUAGCAGACAAAUGUGACCUGCCAUAGCAUAAUGAGGAAUA